UGUAAAUAAACAUAAAAAUAAUACGUCGACAAGUCUCACUUCGACGAUUAUUAUAGACGAAUUCCAAUAUUUAAAUCAAACUUGUUUUGUCUGUUUAAAAAAAAAACACUCAAAUAAAAUUCUCAGUGAAUGAUUAUUGAUUUUGAAAUUAAUCAUUGUAUUCACUCGAAAUGUCUUCUGACGAGCAGAAGAAGCAAUUGCUGGCGCAAAAAUUCUUUCGAAGUUUGAAAAGUAAGCAAAAAUCCCCCAAGACCGAGCAUACAGCUGUUUCUCCGAAAAAGUCAAAAAUGUCUACAGCCAAAACAGACGGACAAAGCCAAGAAAGUGAAGUAGAUUUAACAAAUCGAGCCAUUGAAGAGAUUCAACGUGAAACUCAGCGUGCAUCGAGAUUGGCCGAAGAAAUUGGUCCGAGUGGUUGGCGUAUGAAAACACAACGAACAAACAAACGGUUUUUGGCCAAUACAAUGCGAUCUGUGCUGAGUCACAAUGAACGAACUAGUGUCAAGUAUACAAAAGAGUCGAAGCGAAAAUUUGAAGAACUUUCGAAACGGCCACCGAAAUUCGGAACACGACUACAUUCAUUCCAGUCAUCGGACGAAAGAAUGAACAAAGAAAAGAAUUCUACAGAUUCGUCAACGAGAUGAUCCACAAUUUUCGCUCGAACCAACUGUCAUAGUUUGGACAUUUCUCUAAAGCAACUUUGCCUUUUUUUCUAAUUUUAAGUUCAUUUUACACAGAAAAAAAAUCUUUAAAAAAAUGCAUAAACGGUGCAGAAAACAAAGAAUU
Sitodiplosis mosellana (orange wheat blossom midge) is the source of this 786-nucleotide messenger RNA. RefSeq names its product protein POLR1D-like. The record is from RefSeq and is a predicted model, not a curated record. The transcript has 2 exons. Bases 171 to 644 code for a protein of 157 amino acids. NCBI's taxonomy places the organism in Eukaryota, Metazoa, Arthropoda, Insecta, Diptera, Cecidomyiidae.